AUGUCUUCCUCAUCAAGUGAUGAAGUUGAUGAAGCUAUAGAAGAAAUGGUCGACCAAGUAGUUGAUAAUUACAUCGACUCAAUAGUUGAGGUUCAAGCCAACAAGCCGAAAAGACGAGCUUAUAUCGACAUAGAUCGGGAAAAAGGACACAAUCAACUAUGGAAUGAUUAUUUCAAGGAAAAUCCUACAUACCCACCGGAAAUGUUUAGGAGGCGUUUUCGAAUGAACAAGCCAUUGUUCCUUCGCAAACGUAUAAGUAAGGAAGUUCCAUACUUUCAGCAAAGACGAAAUGCUCACGGAAGGAACGGGCUAUCUGCACUUCAAAAGUGUACGGCAGCUAUACGUAUGCUGGCAUAUGGUCAAUCGAGAGAUACAUAUGACGAAUAUCUCCGACUUGGUGACAGUACAUCACGUUUGUGUUUGGCAAAUUUCACUGAUGCAAUAAUAGAAUUGUUUGGAGAUGAGUAUCUACGAAAACCUACUGUCGAGGAUCUUCAACGAUUACUCGAUGUUAGAGAGGUACGGGGGUUUCCGGGGAUGAUAGGCAGCAUCGACUGUAUGCAUUGGGAGUGA
Molecule: messenger RNA, 573 nt
Organism: Brassica rapa (field mustard)
Lineage: Eukaryota; Viridiplantae; Streptophyta; Magnoliopsida; Brassicales; Brassicaceae
Source: RefSeq, a predicted model, not a curated record